UAUCAGUGCUCUUCAAAUGCUUAUGUGUUAUAUAACUUUGGUAUUUGAUUGAAUACAUCGGGUAUCAAAGUUACCUUUUUAUAUAUAAAUUUUUUAUAGUUUAGUGAAUGUACAACAAUAACUAUAACAGUAAACAUAGAUCAAUCACCUAGAUCGUUUUGUUUUGUCAUUUAUCGUACUGGCAMUUGGUAUAGUUGGCUCAUCUAUAGCCACACAGCAUUUUUAACAACAAUCAUAAUAUAAUUCAAGUUAAAUAAACUAUUAUAAAAAGAUUUAYAGCGACUUAAACAACAACAAUGAACAUCAAACUACAGUCAAUUGUUUUGCUAGUAUUGGURGCCAUUCAUUGCAUAACCAGUGCAUCGAUCGGUUACGGCCUAUACGAUACUAGUGACGAGUCCGGGGGCGCCGAUCGUAAUAAGAUUCACCCACUGUUUGGGCCAUACGGUAGACACCAUUUCAAUACUGCAGAGUAUCGUACGAUUCCCAAAAAGACCAAACGUUCGCGUGUAUUUAUAUGGAAGCACCGGGAUCAUUCAGCAGCCGAGGAGGCCAAAAAGUAUCUGGGUCUAUUAGCUGCCCAAUACGAGCACAGUCCCGGCAGAUAAAACUUGUUUUAUCUACAAUGGGAUGGUAUUCACAUAAUUCACACAAUAAUAAUAAU
Molecule: messenger RNA, 664 nt
Organism: Oppia nitens
Lineage: Eukaryota; Metazoa; Arthropoda; Arachnida; Sarcoptiformes; Oppiidae
Exons: 2
Coding region: 297-608 (103 amino acids)
Source: RefSeq, a predicted model, not a curated record